Molecule: messenger RNA, 988 nt
Organism: Oldenlandia corymbosa var. corymbosa
Lineage: Eukaryota; Viridiplantae; Streptophyta; Magnoliopsida; Gentianales; Rubiaceae
Source: the annotation of a GenBank genome assembly
CGUAAAAGGAAUAGGGACAAGAACUGAUGCUCCCAAAGACAUAAGGGAUUAAAGAUGCAAAUUUCACCAUGUCAAAAGAUAAAUAAAAUCGCCGGAGGUCCGUCGUUUUACCGGCUCUCCUCAUCUUCAGCAGUGGUGAUUUUGAUCGGCAAAGAAACCAACUGAAAAGAUCACACACAAAGUCAUGGCCAAGAGCAUCUCCUAUAUCACAUCUUCCCAGCUCCUCUCUCUCAGGCGCCGCCCAAAUAUUGCCAUUGUCGAUGUUAGGGAUGAUGAAAGGAGUUACGAUGGUCACAUUGCUGGAUCGCUGCACUUCGCCAGCGACACUUUCCUUGACAAGAUUCCAUCUUUGGUAGAAGCCGCCAAGGGAAAAGAUACCCUUGUCUUCCAUUGCGCUCUGAGCCAGGUACGUGGACCAAGAUGUGCAAGAGGGUUUGCUGAUUAUCUUGCUGAAACCAAAGCUGAUCUCGGGAUAAAGAACAUUAUGAUACUUGAACGUGGAUAUAAUGGAUGGGAAGCUUCCGGUAGACCUGUUUGUCGCUGCACUGAAGUACCCUGCAAAGGAGACAGCUAAACUGCUCGGUAUUGGGGGAAGGAAAAAGGUUCCUAUUGCCCUUUGGGUACAUAUUAUUACAGAAGUUGACUGCUGAAUUUAUCUCUGGCUAAUGAUUGCUAUAAAAAGUUGUGAUGGUUCAUGUAACUUAUUGCUUUAAGGCCAAGACUAGCCAAUGCCAAUUGUAAACGACAACCGGGGAGCGGCCUCUAUAUAGCGUGCUUAAUAUCAGAAGCAAUACCAUGUUGAAUGGAUAAAAAAUUCUGAGACAAUGUUGAAUUCAGUUUCAUCUUCAAGAUGAAUGCAUGUAAGGUUGCACCUUGACAACUUGAUAUCUUCUUGGGUUAUUACUAACAUCGGCUUUUAAUAAUCUCUAUAAGAAUACGUAGCGGUUCUCUAAAAGAAAGUUAUGAUCAAUUAUUACUUCAUUUGUCC